Molecule: messenger RNA, 7892 nt
Organism: Nothobranchius furzeri (turquoise killifish)
Lineage: Eukaryota; Metazoa; Chordata; Actinopteri; Cyprinodontiformes; Nothobranchiidae
Source: RefSeq, a predicted model, not a curated record
AUCAAGAUCACCAUUCAUUCAUCCAUCCACAGGAAGGGGAUGAAAACAGGAAGUCUUUAAUUGACAACCCAUAACAGAUAUCCUCCUGAGACCCUGCGUCCACAUGAGGACAUUGGCUUCUUGCUCUGUAACAAUUUAUUCUCAUCAACUUAGACCUUUGUUUUAAUAUUUAAAGACAUUUAAGAUUGACUUUUUCCUUUAUUUUUGGGGAAUCUGUCAAUAAUUUUAUUUACUUUUACACUCACACAAAUACAAAUGGAGUCCCAGGAGGAUUAAAAGUUACAAAAAUAUUUUAUUUACCAGUUUAAUUAGAUGAUUACAUUAGAUGGUGUGUAGACUAGGGGUUAUCAGACCUGGGUCUGGAGGGCCGGUAUCCAUCAGGUUUUAUUUUUAACUCCGUUUCAACACACCUGAUUUCAGUCAGGCUUCUGCUGAGCCUGAUCAGCUGCUGCACAGGUGAUUCAGCCACUGAAUCUAGUGUGUUGGAGCAGAGAAACCACUAAAACGUGCUGGCCCUCCAGGCCUAGAAUAUAAGGCCCCUGCUGUAGAAGCGGCCAGACCUGUACACCCCUUCUGCUUCCAACUCACAUGCGAACCAAGCAUGCUUUUAUUUUGAAACAACAAUCAAAACCGGAAGUUCCCUUAACUGGCUUACCUUAACACACCUGCUGAUAGUUGAAGGCUAAAUAGCGACAAACGUCAGCUGGCUGCCAAGUGUUGGUAGACAGGCCGAAAGCUAGACCACUACCGGCAGUUUCUUUAAUAUUGGAGCUUUUCAUCAAGUCUUCUGCUUUGGGGGGUCUCUAAAGAGCUUCUGUCACAUGGAGGAAAAGCUUCACUAACUGAAGGUUUUGAUGUAAAUUGAAAUCUCAACAGCCACCAGUUACCCCUGAGAUGAUGUCAGAUCCUCAGGAUUACUCGUGUACUCAUAAUCACCAAGAGAAAUGCAAGCCAAUCAAAGCUGAGCCAGAAUGGGAAGCCGUUAUGUUUCCCUCUCUUGAACCGCAGUUCAGCAUGUCUGGUACGACAUUCCAGCAGCUUUUUCACCUCCCAGUAAAACUCAUACCCAAUUGUCAUGGAGACUCAGUUGAAGAGAACGUUGAGAAGUCUGUACAUGCGUAUUUGAGCAGAACCGGUGAUGACGUGAGAACCCCUGUCAGCCAGGAAACUUGCUUUUUGCCAAGUCUCAAAGUUUCAAAGAACGCAGCUUCUCAAAGACAACACUCAAAUGCUGACAGGGAUUAUUCUUCCAGGUUUUGUUUAUCGUGUUUAUUUGGAAAUUAUAGCUGGAAUGAGACAUUCCUCUUCAAAGAGUGCCAGUGCAAAACACAAUCCUCGACAAGCUUGGCAGAUGAUAAUGAGACCAAAGCAGGCCAAUUUCUGUCUCCUAGAUCCAGUUGCACUAAAUAUACUCCAGAACUGGCCACUGAGAUUCUUCAGCGUUAUGGGUUAGGAAGAGAUGAUAUGGAGGACCUGCUGGCUUACCCUGAGGACCAGAUUACUGCUGACAAGCUGCCUCACAUCCUCCAACAAAUCCGCAUUGCAAAGGAAAAGAGAAUGAACGAGAAGUCAGAAAGUUGCUCUAAACCUCAGCCCUGCACAAGCUCAGUUGGACGGGAGAAUAGGACUGGGCCAGUAGAAAAGGUUUCAUCACAUAUUCCUAAACCAAAAGGACCAAGGGGGAAUCUAACACCAGAGGUUGUCAAGGAUGCUGGAGAAACCAUUCCAACUGGGGGAGCCAUUGGCAAUGAGACUCAAACCUGUGGAUUUGCUGGCACUUAUGCUAAUGGAUCCAUUGGUCCUCUGACUAGGACUGGUGAAACCAUAGGAAUUGGGACUUGUACUGCUGGAACCAUUGGCACUGGGGCUCACAGUGAAGGUUCGACAUUAAUGGACACUAACGGGAGCCGCUGUAAAGGACUGCAGCCCAGAAGCUCAAAAGAAGUGAAAAGCAGAAGUGGCCUGGUGUCUUCACAUGACCAGGAAACCUGCACUGAAAGUCUCAGCUCAAUCAAGAGCUCACUGGCUUUUUCAACCUGUGGUCCAGCUGAUCGGGGACAGACUCAACCAAACCUGAAUUUACAAAAAAUCCUCAACUGUUUCCCUCAAGACAUAGACGCAAAGUUUCCCAAGUUGGACGCUUCCACAGACCUCCUUUUGAAAGACAUAAAACAACAAACCCAUUCAACUCCUAAAGACCAAACACCGGGUACUGUUGCUCCUGGCCCAUCUGUCUUGAACUCGGGUAUUCCUAAUAUAUAUUCUGAUCAGAUUAAAACUCAAGAAAGGUUCAAAUGUUGGACUAAGAAAAAUCAGCAGUCUGUAGAGCAGCUGCACACGCAGCAGCUUGUGGGGGACUGGUACCAGACGCUGCAACACCUGAAGCCACUGGAAUCACAGAUGGAGAAAGGAUUACUUCCACAGGGGUUUCCUGCUUUUAAACCAGCUUCUUCUUCAUCCGUACAACCCACAAUGGUUCCUCUUUCCCCUUGUCAGUCACCACAGCUUCCAAGAGGGUUGAUCUCCCCUCCUGUGCCACAAUCACAUCACAGCAGACAGUCUUUAGCUACGGGGCCUGUCUUUAUGGCUCUGCCACCACCUGCGAUGAUGGAAGACUAUGCAGCCACCCCGCCAGAAAACUUUCCACACACCUGUUCCCUUUGCAACAUACAGUGUGCCAAAAUGAAGGACUGGAUUCUCCACCAGAACACGAGCGUUCAUCUUGAGCACUGCAAACUUCUCCGCAAACGGUACUCAAAAUGGGAUGGUAACAUAUCUCCAUCCCUCAGUUUCCCUGAUAAACAUACCAAGCAGGUUCCACCAGCGACUGCACAGCACUUCCAGCAUCAGCACCGGAAAUUCAGGUCCGACGGCUGCUUCAGAUCCAGUUCAAACGUCCUGCAUCACCACCGCAGGCCAGAGUACAGAAAGGACCGUUCCAGCAGCAGCUCUCGGUCAGUAAGUCCUUUAGAUUACCACGACUCAGAGGGCAGAAGAAGAAAAGGCCGAAGCAGAUCAGGAGGGUCGCAGAGCUCCAGGUACAACUGCAGGUCACGGUCUCGUUCUCCUUCUUUGUGGUACGAUCAGCGUUAUCGAUCCCGCUCAAGGAGUCGGGAGAGACCACCGUCACCCAGAAGGAAGAAGAAUCAUUCAUCUAAGAGGAGAAGCAGGAGAUCUUCAGCUCACAGGGCUUCGGAUAAAAGAAGGAAGUCGAGCAAAGCCAAGAGGCUGACGAAAAAAUUGCUGAAAUCACCUGCUCUCCAGUCUCUGUUGGAGCAGCCUAAACUCAAAGCUGUGGUGAAAACGUUGGUUCCUGUUCUUCUGUCAGAGCUGAAGAAGAUGAAGACCUUGGCUGCCUCUCCAGCUCCUAGUGCAACGUUUUUCAGAUCAGAGUCUAACCUUCAGAGAAGUGAGUCCAUUUCUACAAACCCUCAGGAUUCAAGUUUUGGACCUCCUUCUCUCACUUCUAGUACAAAGCCACUGCACUUGACCUCCUGUAACUUUCUUGCACGCAGAAAAUCUGUUGCGUCGCUUAUUGUUUCACCACACACCGCCGAGUCAUCUCAGCGUCCUGUAAAAAGAUUUUUACCAAAAACCGUGAAAAGGAUGACAACAAGCACACUUGUUUCAAAAGCAAAGAUCUUGGUUUCCAAAGCAAAAGAAGUCUCAGGGAAGCGGGUUUUAAAAAAGACUUUUACAACGGGCACCAAAGAUGGAACAGGAUCUGCUAAAGACAUGGAAUUAAGAGAGGAAGUGUCAAAACUCCCAAGAUCUAAGAAGUCCAAAUGUCCUGCAAAACAUUCUGGUACUGGUGACUCAAAACAAGGAGCAACACAUAAAAACAUGGAGACGAACACUGAAGAAUCCUCAAAUGGACCAAUCAUGGUUGGAAAACCUUCAGAUACAAUCAUGAUUAACUCAAUCAGAGUCAAAAGUCUUUGCACAGAAGUAAAGGUCUUUCCUUCUGAAGCUGAACUAGCUUCAGACAUUCAUCUGGACAGAUUUCAGACAGCAGGAGAUGUUAAAGAUGAAGUGGAAGAAAAGACCUUAAAGGUCUUGAAUCCAACGGUAAAAUCUCAGCCUGAUGCUGCUAUGUGGAACAGAGCUCAGAGCUCAGAAGAACAAGAGCUGCUCUCUGAAGACAAAUCUGAGGGUUUUAAAACCAACUCGGCAGAAGGAAAACUGGAUGAUCUUGACAAAGUAGAUGUUCACAUGAAGAAUGAAGUAGAAACUUCCAAACCAAGAGAGACUGAAGCUGUAGAUGUGGACAAAGGUCCUGCUGAGGUCAAGGGAUGCAAACUGAUGGAGACAAAGAUGUCACAAGAUCCAACCAGUGAGAACGAUCCAACUCCGAUGCAACAAACACCCUCCAUUACAGCUCCAGGGAUGGUGGUGAAAGCCUCACCGCAGGAAAACAACAUCCUGGAUUCAGAGUCAUCCAGACCGCAGCUGAAGACCAGCGCUGAGGGUGUAGAAGAACAGGACCAGACUCUGGGAUGGGUGGAUAACGUGAGGACUCAAAAGAAAAAUGCUUCUAAAGUCGACAAUGUUUCAAGUAUGGCGACUGAGAUGGCUCCAUCGACCAGCUCUGGGCUUUCAGCUGCUGUUAGCUCGCUGACUGUUGGAGAGAAAAUGGAAACUCUAUUACAUCCAGAAAAGAUCCCCUGCUUCAACAAGAAAACCGUCAUGUCAUCAAAGCUCUCUUCCCUCAAUGCGACAGCUUUGUUGGUAACAAACCUACCAGAGUAUCAUGAUGGCUGCUACUGCGAGGACGAUGUUGCCAACCUGCUUUGUCCUUUUGGAUUUAUCUACAAGGGCAACAACAUUUACAUUCUUCCCCAGAAGCGCAUGGCCUUUGCGCUGAUGUAUCAUGUGGGAAACAUCCAAAAAAUCGUCAAACAUUUUGACAGAAAUGAUGUUUUUCUCAGAGGCUCAAAAGUCUCUUUGAAUGUCGUGAGCAGCAAAAUUUCAACGAUGCCAUUUGAGUUUUAUUCAUACCUGAUGAAGAUGAUGCGUUAUAAAGUGAAGGACGAUGGAAGCAACACGGUCUUGAUUCACAACAUCUUACCGAGUGAAGCCAAAGAUCUGAGGGAAACGCUUAAAAAAAUCUGUCUCAUAAGAAACUACCUGCCUCUUCUCAACAAGGUGUUUGUCCAGUUUAGGUCUGCACGUGAUGCUGAUCUGCUUGGAGUUUGGUACAGCGUACUGAAUCCUACUGACCACCAUGUCUACAGACUGAAAAUACCACAGAGCUUCAGGACGUCACGACCAUCAAAACGUCCAGCGACAGCUUUUACAGACCUGGGCAUUGAGGCAUCAGUCAUCCCAACAGCGAAGUGUGGUGUUGCACGAAGUAGUUCACCAUUCUGGAUCACUAUGAGAACAAGACCUUUUGUGUUUCCCACCUUCUCGCCUUGGUUCAACAUCCCAAAUUAUCACACGGCCUGGGGAUUAGUGGAUAUUAAGGAAGCUGGUCCUCUGGGCUCUGAGUUCUCCACCGUCAUGCUAACUGGUUUACCACAAGAACACUACACACACGAGGACAUCGCCAAGUUAGUGUGGUGUUACUUCCCCAAUCAGACCCUCCACACUCUGUACUACAACGUGAUUGUCCUUCCACUACAGAGGAGGGCGUUUGUGUUCUUCAGCAGCUGGAACGCCUGCUGUGAUUUUGUCCUAAACUAUAUAGAAAAUCCGGUUUGUGUCGGAGGCUGCGAGCUGAUCGUUCACUUUGUUUUAGAGGACAUUCAGCCGGGAUUCAGCGAGGAGACGAUGUACAGAUCUGUGAUGAAAUGGAGCAACAGCCCCGUUUCAGAUCUACGGGUUCUGGAGGAGCGGCUGCUGUGUGUGGAGGUCUCUGAAGCGUCCGCUCACAUCGUCAUGAUGGUCAUGAAGGAAGUGGCUUUGGUCUCUCCUUUUGUCAACUUCCUGUCGCUCGCUAACAGGAUAGUCAUAGAAAUGUCUGAUUCCAGCGGAGUAGCAGAAGCAGUUGAGAAGGUCCCACAGGGCGGGUCAUCCCAGCAUGAACUUUGGAGCAGAGUGAAGCGUAUCGAGGCUUCAAAGAGCCUCACACGGCGUCUAGAAGGUCAGAGUGAGAUGGUGAAGCUUAAGCCUAACCUCGUCCGCACCAGACCAGCUUCUGUGAAACGGGAUGAGAUGGUUUGGAAGCCCAAGCCGCGUGCUGCUAAAACAGCUGCUUUAUCUAAAAUCUGUGUUUCUGGAUCGAGUUCCACAGAAAUCUCAAACAUCGUCCCUGAUCAGACCUUCUGGUGUCAGCAGAAGGAGGCAGGUCCUUCUGAAGGACCUCAGAGUUCAGUCACAGCUGAAAGGAGCCUAUGUUCACCAGAAGCUCCUGAGAUGACCAGAGAGACUCUUAAGUUCAGCACAGGAAAUGGAAAAUUCCCAGAAUGCAUUUCUGAGUCAACAGGUGGAUCCAUCUGUGAUGUUCCCAUUUUUAAGAGGUUGGAUGUAACCAACCAGAGCACGAGUCUGGAGACGGAGUGUGAAGGUAAAAGGAUCAAAGAGGUGAAGACAAGUAAAGAGGAAGAUGAUGGUGAAAAGGAAGAAAUCUUUCAUUUAGUUGAGUUUGUUGAUCAAAAGGAUAAAGAUGGCGGCUCUGGAACACCUGGACCUGAUGGAGACCGUGUCUUGCAUCAGGGAGGUCCACACCAUGAUGAUCAUGGUUCUUCAGGAGAAACAACUCGAGUUAAAGCUACUAUAAACCUGAUGUCACAUGAAGAAGAGACCUUGUUUAAAGAUGGUUCUGUUCAACAGGCUUCAGCCACACAAAGCGGACGAUGUGGAGAAGAGAUGAGAUCCAGUUCCCCAGAAGAACCUGAUGAGCAGCAUGAAACUGUAACCUAUGUGGAAAACCAAGAGACCAUUAAAACAUCCACCUGUGGAACUAGAGAGGAGACCUCAGAUGACCUGAAAGAGGAGAAAACUCCACAACCAGAAGAUCAGGAAGAUGGAGUACCAACAGAGAAGUGGACAGGAGCAUCACAUAGUGAUGAAGAGGACAAUGACCUGAGAGACGCAUCAGAAUCUGAUGUUCAGGUUGUGGAUUCUCUAGAUCAGGUUAAAGAUGGUCCAUCUGAGACCAGUCCACCAGCAACAGAUGAAAACCAGUCUUCAAACGGGGUGGAGCAGAAGCCACCAGAGACAAACGACACAACAGCUAUAAAAUAUGUUCCUUUGAUCCUGAUGGAUGUGACUGAUGAGGAAGACUACCUCAGCGAGGAAGAACAUGUGAGAGAAAUGGCUCCCGAAGAGGAGCUGAUAGGAGGGAGGAAAAAUGAGGAGACAGAAGGUUGGGCGAUGGAGACUCUGGGCGAAACCACAGAGGGUUCAAAAUGUCGGCAAGGGCUGGAGGAGCCUGAUGAAGAGGAAGGUUCUUGGCUACAGUCUGAGUUUGCUGAUGAGGAGAAACCAGAUGGAUGUUUGGAGAGAGGACGCCGCAGGAUGAAGUCAAAAGUCCCAGCUGAUCACCGGGCUGGCUCUGUCGGACCCAUGGCCAAGCGUUUCUGCUCUCAGCCUCCAGAUGUCCACAGGACUCCGAUCCCGUCCAGCUGCAGACGUCCUCUAGGUGAGGAGUUUGUGGAGCGGAAGCGGGGCUUCUUCUGUUCCCUCUGCUCAGUCUUCUACCUGAACAGGAGCAAAACGAAGGACGAGCACUGCUGCAGCCGAGCGCAUUACGACAACCUGAAGGUCUGCAGGAACGAGGUAGAUUCAGGUCCUAAACACACUUCCUGCUUCACCGUGUGUUUGGUUUUCAGAUGUACCUCCAGAAGCAUCAGCUGAAGCUUUCAGGAUCAACAGAGUCGUGGGUCUGAGGGUCUUCAGCUGAAGAACGUCUCAGAGGUGUUGUCUGCAUGACCGUGGAGCAUUGGGUU